UUUCGCGUUCAGUUGAAAAGCGAUGCUGUGCCAACCUUGAAUAAACCUUUGCCUGAAACAGGUUCAAGUAAAACAAGGAUUUUUACAGAAAAAAGACAGCGUAAAAAGAAACUCGAAGACCUUCUAGAAGCAAGUAAAUCUCAACAAAACGAUUCAUCUUCAAGUGAAAAUGAAUCCGAAGCCGAAGGGCCACAAAGUUUCUCUAAUUUGGAGACGUUAGACGAAAUACCCAACAUUCAAAGCACAGAGGAAGACCGAGUGGAGAAACAGAUGAAGAUUUUAAACACAAGAGAAAGGUCAACACAAACAAGGAAAAAACAAGGGACCAGGUCGAUCAGAACACAAACGACAUCCACUUCGUUUUUGACCUCUUUGGAAGCGCAAACGGUUGUGAGCGACAGUGAUAACAUGCCUUCACGUGAUGUUGAAACAGAAACACCAGAUUUCGUGCAAUCUACGAUUACAGACGUUGACGUUGAGAGCAUGCGGAGCAGCAGUUCAAGCGUAGAGCCCAUAACAGUUGGCUUACAUAGUGACUUUGACAUUCCAGAGGAAUCGUCGUCCACUCUCAGUGACGACAGCAGCGGAGAAGAUACCGAUUCUGACGAACGAAGAGUUCUAGAGCAUGGCAAGUCCCCACAAGACCAGAUCAAAUUUAUUGUCUUCGAAGAAGCAAUUCUAGAUGUCUUUGGUCAAUGCGGUCAGUGUGUUUAUGAAGUGUGGAAAGGGGAACAAUCCGCUAGGUUACGGGAUAUAGGAGAUGAACGAAUUGUCAUUGCAUCGGAUAUGCGCGUUGAUAGUCCUGGUCACAGUGGGCUUUUUGGAUCAGGCAGUACGCUGGACAUGGGACGGAAUAUCAUAUUAGAUACCCAAGUAAUCAAAUCCACUGAAGUGAAGAAUUCCAACGCUAUGGAACUGGAAUCCCUUAAGAGACAGUUGAAAUACUUGGAGGACAAUGGCACUAAAGUUGACAAGUUAGUUACAGAUAGGCAUAUCCAAGUGUCCGCAUACAUGGCAAAUGAGAAGCCACAGGUGGAGCAUGCCUAUGAUGUAUGGCAUGUAGCAAAGGGUACAGUAAAACAUUAUAACAAAUAA
This is a messenger RNA of Dendronephthya gigantea, 1095 nucleotides long. RefSeq lists its product as uncharacterized. The coding region runs from base 271 to 1095 and encodes 274 amino acids. The transcript is spliced from 4 exons. Lineage: Eukaryota; Metazoa; Cnidaria; Anthozoa; Malacalcyonacea; Nephtheidae. The record is from RefSeq and is a predicted model, not a curated record.